AUCUAGGCGCGUGUGCUGCCUGCAGCCGCACCGGAGAAACGAAACACCUCCGGAACACCGUCAUCCUGAACUUGAUACCCAAAGCACCCGUGGACCUUGACUAUCCCAAACUCCCCAACUCCCCAACUCCCCAACUCUCCAUUCCUCGUCAUUUGUGCCUGUGCACCGGUCACAUUCACCAACCCGGUGCACAUCCUCGUGACCAUCCCCACCCAAGCUCUCAAGCUUCUCCAUCCCGCGCGGGAGCCUCAAAUCACCUCCGUGGGCUCUUCCAUCAAUCCUCUUCGUACCCCUCACAACAAACACAAUGCGAAUACAAUCAAGCGGAGUCUCACUCCUCCUCUCCGCUCUCGUCCCCGGCCUGGCCUCGGCGUCCGGCUUUGAUUGCGAACACAUCAAGGUCGACGGUUACAAAUAUGACCUCAGCCCCCUAAAAGGCGUCCACGAAGUGACACACAGCGUAACCACGGACGAUUUUGUUACCAAUACAACAUACCGCCUCAACAUUUGCAAUAUUCUGGGUUCAGCAGCCCACCAGGGCAAGGCGACGUGCGGCGCAAGCAGGAACAUCUGCGGCUUCGUACAACGGUCUCCAAAAGAUGGAAACGGUGGCACCGAAUUCGGCUUCCCGAUCGUCGGACUCGACCACGGUGGUCACGGCUCUAAGGACCCCGAAGUGAAGCGAUUGAAGCAAGAUAACCCCGACUCUGAAGGUCUCCUCGUUAAGCUCGCCGGUGGUGAAUACAAGGGCGAUGACAACGAGCAAAAAGGCAAGGCUGCAGGUGCUGUCAUUGAAUUCCAGUGUGAUCCCGAUCGAUCUGGACUGGAGGGGUUGCACACACUCCAAGAUACACUGGAAGAUACACCGGCGCAGGUUUUGCGACGUCUUACGGCUACCGCGGAUGAAGGCGAGACGCCAAGGAACAGCAGCCUUCAGUUCAGGAGUUUUGGUCCUGCAGAUGAUGAUACCUAUAUUCUGAGACUGGAUUGGCGUACACGAUAUGCCUGUGACGACUACCAGAAGGAGAAGGGAGACACAUCUGGCUCGAAGAGCUGGGGUUUCUUCACUUGGUUGAUUAUCAUUGCCUUCCUCUGCACUGCCACCUACCUUAUCUUCGGCUCAUGGCUAAACUACAACCGCUACGGCGCCCGCGGCUGGGACCUCCUCCCGCACGGCGACACCAUCCGCGAUGUCCCCUACAUCUUCCAGGACUGGCUCCGCCGUGUGAUCAAUACCCUGCAGGGGGCAGGCUCGCGGGGCGGAUACAGUGCAGUCUGAUAGGGCUUCGACGGGACGAUUGGAUAUGAGUUGGCUAUUAUACUCUUAUGUACUUUUGACUCAAGACACAACAUCUUCUUUUUGACCAAG
Messenger RNA from Penicillium canescens, 1369 nucleotides. Its product is annotated as autophagy-related protein 27. Bases 308 to 1279 code for a protein of 323 amino acids. NCBI's taxonomy places the organism in Eukaryota, Fungi, Ascomycota, Eurotiomycetes, Eurotiales, Aspergillaceae. The record is from RefSeq and is a predicted model, not a curated record. The transcript is spliced from 3 exons.